AACGCUUUCAUAUGGAGAACACAGUUGGCCUCUGAAGAAUCUGAGCAGGAUUUGGCCAGCCCAUUCCCCCUCUGUUUGGGAAAGUGAAAAUUCCUGAAGGCGCUUCACUUCAGGUUUCUGGUGGGGAUUUAAACAUGCAUGCAGAGACUUUUGUGAACUCCGUCUUAGUUUCUGUGCUUCUGAUUUUGCUCUCAGCCAUUGAAGGAAGUUUACUGCAGUCACUGAGGCAGGUGGGUGGAGAGUGUAAGCUCUCUGCCGAAUCAUCACUGAGGCGCUGUCGGACCUCCGAUGGGUUGAUCUGCAGCGGGAGAGGCGAGUGUGAGUGUGGGAUUUGCAUAUGCCAGGUCACUGAACUGGGAACAUUUUAUGGACCACGAUGUGAAUGCCAUGACUGGGUCUGUCCGACAUACGAUGGGAAGACCUGUGGAGAUCAUGGGAUAUGCAACUGUGGAAAGUGUUUCUGCGAUGAGGAUUGGUUUGGGGAAUCCUGCCAGUAUCAGGAGGAAUGUUCUCUCUCUGUUAAAACUAGUAAAGACCUCUGCCGCAAUGCCCAGGGUGUAGUUUGCUCCAAUGCAGGCAACUGUCACUGUGGCAGCUGCAUGUGCCAUAAUCCCGACGGGAAGGGCUUGAUCAGUGGACGCUACUGCGAGUGUGAUGACAGCGAGUGUUUGGAUGAAGAGUCUGGAGAAGUGUGUGGAGGCCAUGGAAAGUGUUACUGUGGAAACUGUUACUGCUCGGCUGGUUGGCAUGGAGAUAAAUGUGAAUUCCAGUGUGACAUCAGCCCAUGGGAGAGUAAACGGAGAUGCACAUCUCCAGAUGGCAAGAUCUGCAGCAACAGAGGAAUCUGUGUAUGUGGUGAGUGCACCUGCUAUGACGUGGAUCCCUCAGGAGACUGGGGCGACAUCCAUGGAGAGACAUGCGAGUGUGACGAGAGAAGUUGCCACGCUAUGUACGACAGAUACUCUGAUGAUUUCUGUUCAGGUCACGGCCAGUGUAACUGUGGCAGAUGUGACUGCAAGGAUGGCUGGGCCGGAAAGAAAUGUGAUCAUCCUCUUUCCUGUUCACUGUCUGUUGAGGCCAGUCAGAAGAAGUGCAGGGGAACUUCCAACCUGCCCUGCUUUGGCAGAGGGCAGUGUUUGUGUGGCCAGUGCACAUGCCAUCCACCGGGAGAUAAACGUGUACAUGGCAAGAACUGUGAGUGUGACGACCGGCAGUGUGAGGACCUGAACGAAGAAAUUUGUGGAGGCCAUGGCUUCUGCUCAUGUAGCCGAUGUAUCUGUAGUGAUGGAUGGUUUGGGAAGCACUGCCAGUUCCCCCGCAGCUGUGACAUGACGGACGAGCAAAGCAAGAGCCUAUGUGAGACGGCUGACGGCGUCAUGUGCUCUGGAAAAGGCUCUUGUCACUGCGGUCGGUGUAUCUGCUCGCCACAGGAGUGGUACAUUUCAGGGGAAUUCUGUGAAUGCGAUGACAGGGAGUGCGACCAACAUGACGGGCUGGUUUGCACAGGGAACGGUGUGUGCAACUGCGGAAAUUGUGACUGCUGGGAAGGCUGGACAGGAAACGCCUGUGAAAUUUGGGUUGGAGAGGAGUAUUAACCCUGGUGGACACUUGAAGACUGUUUGUGUUUUUAACCAAGACAAGAAAAGGGCUGCAACAACAGCAAACGAGGGAAAAUUAAUUAUAGAUUAGAUCAAAGGAAAUGUCUGUGAUAUAACAGCAUUAAAUGCUAAAAUAAUUAACUCCUCUAUAUGCACAUAAAUUCCAUAAGGAUUUUUUUUUUUUUCAGGCAGAUGAUUUCUAUAUUCUUCUAUAGAUUUCCAUAUAACUAUGUAUAUGACAUUUUUAUAAUAAUGCUUACAUAGUCUAUUAUCUGACACAUAAGCAGGCACGAAAAAUUUCAGAUAAGAAUAUUUUAUUAUUAUUAUUAUCAUUAUUAUUAUUAUCAUUAUCAUUACUGAUUGAGUGAAAUGUUUUGACCACAUUUUAUUCAUGGUAAGUUUCAUUUGAAAUGUGCCUUGUGAUAAAAACAUGUUCUUAAGUUGUAAAGAGCUUGUUACCAAUAAAUUGUACCUGCUCAGAGAUAAC
Myxocyprinus asiaticus (Chinese sucker) is the source of this 2085-nucleotide messenger RNA. It is a transcript of the gene itgbl1, whose product is annotated as integrin, beta-like 1. Lineage: Eukaryota; Metazoa; Chordata; Actinopteri; Cypriniformes; Catostomidae. Gene Ontology annotation, molecular function: integrin binding. Gene Ontology annotation, cellular component: integrin complex; cell surface; focal adhesion. The record is from RefSeq and is a predicted model, not a curated record. Gene Ontology annotation, biological process: cell-matrix adhesion; cell adhesion mediated by integrin; cell migration. The coding region runs from base 135 to 1595 and encodes 486 amino acids. The transcript has 11 exons.